Molecule: messenger RNA, 2307 nt
Organism: Tigriopus californicus
Lineage: Eukaryota; Metazoa; Arthropoda; Copepoda; Harpacticoida; Harpacticidae
Product: kinetochore protein NDC80 homolog
Exons: 3
Coding region: 150-2210 (686 amino acids)
Biological process (GO): attachment of mitotic spindle microtubules to kinetochore
Cellular component (GO): Ndc80 complex
Source: RefSeq, a predicted model, not a curated record
CUUAAUUUCUCAUGGAUCCUGGUAAACUUGUUGGAAAAACAACCGCCGUUUUUCAUCCGUCCGACUUCAAAACAAGACAAGAAGUGAGUGAAUCAAUUGAUCCAGCAAUCAAUCAACCUUUUUUUUAGUUGACGACCUUCAAGUCGAUCAUGGCGCCCGGUGGCGGAAAUGUGGCUCGCCGCUCUUUGGGCACCAAGCCCAACUUAUGCGUGCCCAAACGGAUCAGCACGGAAAAAGCCCGGCAAGGACCGGCCGCUCUCGCCUCCAGCCGACCGAGUGCGUCCGUGCCCGGCGCAGCUCCCGCCCCUUCCUCCAGCACACGCAUUCCCCGCCCUUCCAUGAAAGGGGGUGCUUCAAGGGCCAGUGCUGGCACCUUUGGCAUGCCUAAGCGGAGCACCAGUGCUUCUCAUCGGCCGGCCUCGUCAUCGGCCUUCAAGACUCCUCGCAGCGCCUCAGCUCUCUCUCGCACGCCAUCCUCCGUCCUCAAGCCUUCGAAUUUGGCCAACACCAUGAACCGAUAUUCCAUGAGCAGUAAUCGAGGCUCACACAUUGGGACCAAGAUGGUCAAAGACGCUCGCAAUUUGAACGACAAAGCUUGGCAAUCGCGCACCAUCCAGGAUAUCAUCGGGUUUGUACAGGAGUAUGGCUAUCCUAAAGAACUCUCACCUUCGGAUUUCCCGCUGUCUACUACGGAAUUCAAGGGCGUGUUCGAGUUCCUGGUCAAUUUCCUUAUUCCGGGCUAUGAAAUCGGCCAACAAAGACUGGAAUUGGUCCUACCCGGGUUUCUCAAGAAAAUUGGGUAUCCCACUCAGGUGUCGAAAUCUUGUUUCCAAACUUUGGGCACCAAGCACUCCUGGCCGAGUGUCUUGGGUAUUUUGGACUAUCUUCUACGGCGUGCCCAGUCGUUGGUGAUCAAAGAGAAGCAUAUAUCCACGAUAUGUUUCCCCAACAAAGACGAGAACGGCUUCGCCUUGCCAGGCGAGUCCGAUGAUCGACUCAUGUUCGAUUUCUUCGUUCAAGUGUACGAUGAGUUCAAUCGGGGACAGGAGAACUUCGAGCCUCAAUUGGAAAAGCUUCGAUUACGACUUAUGGAAAAUCAUGAGGUGGAUCCAGAUUCAAUCCGGCAAUUGGAGAGAGAUCGACGAGCAUGCAGAGAGGAAUUGAUUCACUUGGAAGAGGUACCCAAUCGAUGUGAAGCGCUUUUGAAGCGAAAUACCAGCACCAAGGCCGACCUUAAAAGUAUGAACCAAUAUUUGGACGAGCUGAAGCGCUAUAAUGAGAAGAAAAGUAAAGAUCUCGAGGAGAUGACGGCCAAGCGAGAGACCUUAGUCAAGAAGAAAGCCAUCCUGGAGAAAGAAAUCGAGGAGAACACAGCAGCUUGUUUGGCAAAAGGAAUCGAUCCUGAGGCAUGCAAUCUCGAUUUUGUCACGCAAUCAUUGCGAAACCAGAUCCAGGCCCAACGAGAACUCCUUAAAAUGCAGGAUAAUAACUGUGGGUCAGUGGAGAUCAAAUUGGGCAAGAAAAUCCAAGAAACCGAUACCUUGAUCCGUGAAUACAACAAGAAACUACUCGGAAUUGACGUGGAAGAAACUCAUGAUCUUCGUUUGGACCGAUUCCGGGAUCCCCAAGAACUUGUGGUCCCACUUCAGAACCUGAUGAAAGCCAUGCGAACCGAGGAAAGGAAUAUAGAACUGGAAAUGGAGAAGAUCAACAUGAACGUGUCCAAAUUAAGAUUGGCCAUCAAAAGUAAAGAGGAUGAGUUGGAGGUCAAGAAGAACGAGUUUGAAGAGAUCAAAACCCAGCGAUCCAAGUUGGAGGCCACAAUCCAAGAUGAAGACGCGGUUCUGACCAAAUCGAUCCAGGAUCUCAAGGCGAAGCUUAUCAAGAUCAAGGAAACUCAGAUGGAGGGACAGACGUCUUUAGAGGACCUUCAAAAAGAGGUUGACUUGGCCGAAAAGUCAGUGUCAAGCUUGAAGAGGGAGUACGAGGCCAAGAAAGUCGAGAAUAUGGCGUUCAUAGAUGGAGCGUUCAAGAAGUUUAGGGAGUUCAUGGAUACGAAAGAAAAGCAGAAAAAGGAAGUGGCAGAAGCCAUUCAGGAGAAGGCCAAGUUGAAAAUCGAACGGAUGGACAAGGUUUUGGAAGUCCAAAACGGCGCUUUAGCCAAUAUUGAAAGCAUCAUGAAAGAGGUGCUUGCGAGCCAAAAGUCAUAGUGAAUAUAUUUGCAAUUGCUUCUUUCGGCGUUGAUCCAACAUAACUCUCCUUGUCUUUCCUUUACGUAUCCUGAAAAAUAAAUAGAUUUGUACCAUU